This is a messenger RNA of Musca vetustissima, 756 nucleotides long. RefSeq lists its product as uncharacterized. NCBI's taxonomy places the organism in Eukaryota, Metazoa, Arthropoda, Insecta, Diptera, Muscidae. The transcript has 4 exons. Gene Ontology annotation, molecular function: N-acetyltransferase activity. Bases 1 to 756 code for a protein of 251 amino acids. The record is from RefSeq and is a predicted model, not a curated record.
AUGUUAGCAACAAAUGGUCGUCUUUGGAGCACCACCUGUGAUGGUGAAAUUGAAAUCAGGUCAUUGACCGAAGAUAAGCUGGAGGAAUCUUUAGAUGUUCUGGAUGGCUCAUUUUUCUUAUACGAAUCGGUAAGCAUUGGUUCGGAAAUAAAUCUCCCUGAAAAUAAGCAAGCACGUCAAGAGUUACGAGAAUUGUGUAAAAUCACCGCCGAGGAUGGAGUUUCAUUGAUCGCAAUCGAGAAGGCUAGUGGAAAACCAAUUGCUGUGGCGUUCAAUAAAAUUCAGUACAUUCCGGAAAAUGGUGAUGAUGUUUUCUUUCUGAAAUUCCGCAACGAGAAAGCCCAUUCGCCCCAAGCUCAAUCUCUAAUGGACUUCAUGAUUGCCGUCGACGCGGAAUAUGAUGUUUUUGAGAAAUUCCAAUUUAAAUGUACCUGUGAAUUGAUGUUUUUGGCCACAUUACCGGAAUGGGGUUGCAAGGGAAUUGCCAAGGUUCUAACCCAACAUACAGUGGAGUUGACGCGAGAACUUAAAGAUGGCAAAGGUUUAGAAUUUAUACACCCUAGUUUGCGCCAUCGUCGCCCCGAAGCCGUGACCGUUCUAUGGACAUCGAAUUUUUCACAAAAAGUUGGAAAGGCUGUGGGUUUUAAGUCGCUCAACGCUGUGCCCUAUACGAAAUUCCAUUUUAAUGGUAAAACAUUUAGUGAUCGUAUUGGACCGAUCCAUAAGGGUUGUGAACAUGCUGUUUAUUUGUUUUAA